Molecule: messenger RNA, 345 nt
Organism: Gaeumannomyces tritici R3-111a-1
Lineage: Eukaryota; Fungi; Ascomycota; Sordariomycetes; Magnaporthales; Magnaporthaceae
Exons: 3
Coding region: 1-345 (114 amino acids)
Source: RefSeq, a predicted model, not a curated record
AUGCCCCUCCAUCGACCCUUAGAUGAGCAGGCCUGGGGCAUUUGCACAGUCCAACUUCAGCGACCCGGAAACAUCGAAGGCUUCGAGGAACAGAUAACAACAUAUUGUGUAGGAUACGGGCCAUACCCUAAACGAUCAGGGGCGUAUGUUGGAGGUAGGGCCGGCCCAGAAGGUCGCCCAAAGAUGAGGGGGAAAUUGUUGUUGUUGUUGUUGUUGUUAUGGCCAUUAUCUGGAGGAGGGCGCUCGUGCCUGGAGAGACACAGCCCUGUACUUCUCGAGCACUGGAAGAGAUCUUGCAGUAGAGGCGCAAGGGAAUUUGUGGUACAUCAUGGGAAAGUCAUAUAA